Molecule: messenger RNA, 2526 nt
Organism: Durio zibethinus
Lineage: Eukaryota; Viridiplantae; Streptophyta; Magnoliopsida; Malvales; Malvaceae
Product: protein SUPPRESSOR OF GENE SILENCING 3-like
Biological process (GO): defense response to virus; regulatory ncRNA-mediated gene silencing
Source: RefSeq, a predicted model, not a curated record
GGCUACAAAAAACUACUAAAAGAGAGAGAUAUCUCGUGUAGUAGGCCUAAGAGAAAUACCGGCAUGCGACGGAUUCUCUACAUGAAUGCUGCGACACUGAUCUGUUUAGAGUCUGUCCAAGGGUCCCGACCCGAUGGGGCCAUGGCCAACCAUUCUCUUCCUUUAUGUUAAUUGACGUCUCCAUUCUCCAUAAAGCGCGUGCGCUGCACAUCUCCUCCUCUCCUUCUUCCAUUUUUAUGGUUCUCACUUUCUCAGUUUUACACCGCUAUCGUUUCUCCGUAGGCAACACCUUCUCUUUUUUCAGCUCUUCCGACUAUCAGUGAUCUAGGGCUAGGUUUCAUACAAAGAGAAGUUUCUUGAAAAAAGUGUUCGAAAGAUCUUCAUGGCAGAUGCUACUGACCCAUUUCCCGACUUGGGGAGUGUGUACAAAAUUUCCAGUCGCCAAGUUAAUCAACUAAGUCAGAAUGUGGCUGACAUCAAGCUAGCUUCUGCACUGGUUGGUGACAAGGAGAACUCAUUGGAAUCCAAAAACAGAGUUGCCGUAAAUUCUGGGUUUCCUCAAGAUUCUACUCCUAAUGUUUGGGGACAUCCAAAUGUGAUUCAGAAACUUAGAAUGCAAGGUAAUAGUGCUUCAGAAAAGGCUACUUACCAUGCCUGGCAGACUCAAAAUGCUGUUUCUUGGAAUUCCUUUGGACGUGGAAGUGCAUGGAACCAACAAGGUGAUGGAACAAGGGGAAACAGUUGUAUAAAAUCUCCAUGUUCAGAGCAUGGAAGGAAUGACCGUGCUCAAGUUGGUGAUAAUUUAGAUGGUGCGAUUGGAGUUAAUGAAUAUGAUGAUGACUGUAAUAUUGUUUACGAUAGUGAUGAUCUCAACGACUAUGUUUCUGAUUCGGAUGAAAAUGAGAAGAGCCAUGAAGCACGCAAGAAGAACAAGUGGUUCAAUGCAUUUUUUGAAAGUUUAGAGAAACUGACUGUUGAGGAGAUUAUAUCACCAGUUCAGCGGUGGCACUGCCCAGCGUGUCAAGGUGGGCCAGGAGCCAUCAACUGGUAUCGAGGCGUGCAACCCCUAAUGACUCAUGCCAUGACUAAAACAACACGGAGAGCUAAGAUGCAUCGAGUAUUUGCAGAACUUUUGGUUGAGGAGAUGCGCAGGAGAGGAACUUUAAUCAAAUCAGUCAGUGAUGCCUUUGGCAGAUGGGAAGGGCUCAAUGAUAGAGUUGCAGAUCAUGAAAUAAUUUGGCCUCCUAUGGUUAUCAUUAUGAAUACAUUAUAUGAACAGGAUGAUAACGGCAAGUGGACUGGAAUGGGAAAUCAAGAGCUUCUCAAUUACUUCAGCUCAUAUGCUGCUGUAAAAGCGAGACACUCAUACGGUCCACAAGGGCACCGGGGGAUGAGUGUUUUGAUCUUUGAGAGCUCAGCAGCAGGGUAUUUAGAGGCUGCACGCCUGCAUAAGCAUUUUAAAGAGCAAGGGAGGGAUAGGGAUGCCUGGGAUUGUUCACGGGUUCCAUUCUGUCCUGGUGGCAAGCGCCAACUCUAUGGCUAUAUUGCUAUGAAAGGAGACUUGGAUAUAUUUAACCAACACUCUCAAGGAAAGUCCAAGCUGAAAUUUGAGACGAGAUCAUACCAAGAGAUGGUUGAGAGUCAGAUAAAGAAGAUAAAUGAUGAUAGUCAGCAGCUUACCCGACUUAAAAAGAAGGUUGCUCAAGAGCAGCAGAACUCACAAGUGCUUGUGGAGUCUCUAGGUCGACUGAGUGAGAAACUCCGUCAGGCAACAGAGGAAAAUUCUAUUGUGAGGCCGCAAACUAGAUUGCAGCAUGAGCAGAACAAAAAAGAGUUGGGUGCCAAAGAACAACAUUUUAAGGAGAAAAUCAACAUUAUUUACCAAGCUAUAGACUCUAAGGAAGAUAAUUUUGAGAAGCAGCAGAGGGCAGCAAGGGAGAGGAUGAAGCAGUCAGAUGCAAAUCUGACAAAUAAUGAAGAUGAGUACAGUGCUACUGAGAUGGAGGAAAAGACGAGGUCCAUAAUAAUCCAGGAGAAAAGGAUGGAGGAAUUCGAUACAGAGAGAGAGAAGCUGAUGAAAAGUCAUCAAGACAGAAGGUUGGCAAUCACACAAAGGUACUGGGAGAAGCUGAUUGAGCUUGAGAAAGGAUUCGAAAAAGAAUUGACCCUGCUCAUGGAAAAGUACACCCCAGAUUGCCUUGAUGAAGAGACCACUAACAGCCUUAAAGAAUAAGGCAAAAGAGGAGCAAGAGAGAAAAAGGUAAAUAUACACUCCAGAUUGCCUUGAUGAACAUAGUCUUGCUUCGAAGGUAAAUAUACCAGUUUUGUUACCUAAGAUAUUUCAAUUUUGGACAUAGAGAGAAAAAGGUGGAGAAAUGAACACUGGGAUGGUGCAACUUCAAGUUCUUUUACAUUUCUGAGGAUUCUUUUCUGUAUCAGCUGUUUGUCAGUGACAAACUUGACUCAAAUCUUUGUUCAUAUGUUGAUAUAAUUUUGUGGCAUAUAUUUUACAUGAUUGGAUGUAUA